This is a messenger RNA of Dermacentor silvarum, 1834 nucleotides long. Its product is annotated as carboxylesterase 3. The transcript has 4 exons. Gene Ontology annotation, biological process: choline metabolic process; acetylcholine catabolic process. The record is from RefSeq and is a predicted model, not a curated record. Gene Ontology annotation, molecular function: acetylcholinesterase activity. The coding region runs from base 1 to 1668 and encodes 555 amino acids. NCBI's taxonomy places the organism in Eukaryota, Metazoa, Arthropoda, Arachnida, Ixodida, Ixodidae. Gene Ontology annotation, cellular component: plasma membrane.
AUGUUGAGCCCGAGCGCCCUGUCCCUCCAGAACGUGUCUGGCUUCGGCGGUUUGCCGAAGACGGGUGACGUUCGCGGUCUCUACUCCAGCACUUCCUUCUACAGGGGACGAGAGAAGCCGUGGUAUCGGAGGCAUCUCCCCCUUCUUGUGUUUGUGACUGCCCUCAUACUGGCCGUGGCUUCCCUGAUGCUGUUCCUCCUGAUGAGAUACUACGCUGCGGCGGCGGCGGCCGGCUCGACGCUUACCCCGCAAUACGCGUGCGCCGAAGAAUACCUUACCGUCGAAUUGAAGUCGCUUGGCGGGGCGGUGCGCGGGCGUUCCACUUACACGGGAGCGGUCCACACGUUCUUCGGCAUCCCGUACGGCGGCGACACAAGCGGCGACAACCGCUUCCGGCUGCCCAAUAACAAGACAAAUAUCGGUGAUUCCCAGACGGUCUUCCACGCUUACCAGCAUGGACCACGGUGCCCGCAAGACAUGGCCUCAUUGCAGAAUUCUAGCGAGGACUGCCUCACCCUCUCAAUCUGGGCCCCAAUAGAGUGCAACAAGUUUGGCUCUGGGUUUGUUGUCCUGGUGGUGCUGUCCUCUGAUUGGUUUCAGACAGGUCACGUCAGAGAGUACGAAACAACGUGGGAGGCUCUGGCGGUCUCCGGCCGCUUGAUCGUUGUCUUCAUCCAUCACCGACUAGGAGUGCUUGGGUUCUUGGACGCAGGAACAAAGGACAGCCCUGGAAACCAAGGCAUCGAGGAUGCAUUUCUAGCCCUUGACUGGAUCAGCGAGAACAUCGACGCGUUCAACGGAGACCCCUCCUCUCUCGUUGGCCUCGGCCAUGGUUCCGGCUCUUACAUUGCGUCUCUGGACUUGUACGCCUCGACAUUGCGCAGGAGACGCUUCUUUAAACGCCUCAUUCUUCUGGGCCUCUUACCGGCGUCCCUGCUGCCUCGAGGUGGACCUGCUUCACUCGGUCCGCUUGCGCAGGGGCUGCAAUGCCUCAAGGACAAGGAUAUCGACGCGAGCGUCACGUGCCUUAGGGGUGUUCCGCUGGCGAAGAUGUACGCGGAGACGGCCAAGGAGGCGCCCCUAACGUUCAUGCCAAGUUGCGGCAAGCCUCCUGUUGGGGACUGCCAGCACGCCUUCUCGGAAUUUCCGCCUGUCUUUCUCCACAAGGAAAUUCUCUGCGGUUAUGACCAGGAGCAAGGGCACAAGCUCCUAGACCACUUUGUGCUGCAAGAGAUGCCCACUUCGAAAGACCCCUCGACAGUGUUUGCCCUGCUGCAGAAAUUUUUCACCCGACAGGAACCGAGGCACACGUUCGGUAGCCUGUCACGCGAUACACAGAAGGCACUCAACCAAUCUGCCCUGCAGGGAUUCAGGGACCUGGUGGUCGAUAUGGUUCUUCGAUGCCCUCUUCUGGGACUUGCCCGUGCAGCAGUACUCAGAGGCUCUCUGGUGUACCUGUACGCAUCGGAAGGGCCAAACAUUGUUUUCGAGCCAGCACUCCCGAAGUCGGACAUCAUCAGUUUUGCCAAAACCGGGAAUGUCAGCUGGCAGCCUUUUUCCGACCACUCUAGGGUUUUGGUGGUGACGAGCUCGUCAAACAUCGUCAUGGAAUGGGGCGAAGAAAUGUGCGCGCUGGCAAACAACCUUUCGCGCACGAUUUUUAGUUGAUGACGUUGCGGGCGUUGCCAAAUGUGAACUACGCUGCGCAGUGACUCCAGCUCGAAGAAAGCUACGCAGAACAGUCCUUACUCAGUGUUUUUAUGUUUCUCGAACGCAACUUUCGUUUUAAUUUGCAUCCUACGCAUUUAUCGUUUGCUAGAAUAAUAUAUGCUGA